AUGAAGAGUUUAUCUGCUAUCGCAUUGGCCGCCUUUAUAGGGCUCCAGCGAGUUUAUGCCUCAGAUAGCUGUGUGAUCAACUAUCAUACUGUCACAACUGUCGAAUAUGUCUACAAGCCAUAUCCGAGCGAUUUUACGUCUCAGUUUUCUGCUGUCAAGUCCAGUGCUUCUCAGUCAUCAGAGAUCUCAACUUUAGAUGAUGAGGAAGACACUACUACGGCUACAAGCUCAGCAUCUUCAUCCUCUUCCUUGACCACUUCUUCAAGCUCAGAAGUUGCAACCAGCUCAUCUGCAAGUUCGAGUGAGUCUGCAAGCUCCGAAAGCACGAGCUCAAUACAGUUAGGAUUUGUCUACAAUCCAUCUACUUCGUCUUUCGAGUCCACAACAUCGUCCUCGUCUUUGAGCGAAGCAGUUUCAACCAGUGCUUCUUCAACUUCGGCAUCGUCUACAUCUACAUCUGAAUCAUCUACAUCUAAACCAUCCAUAUCGUCUACAACAUCUAAGUCGUCCACAUCCACAUCAUCCACACCAUCAACCUCAUCCUCUAAAACAACUUCUAAGUCUUCCUCCUCUACUUCUUCAACAGCUGCAUCCACAUCCACAGGCUUCGACUUUGCUCAGGUCUACCUUGACAUGCACAACAAGUAUAGAAGCCUCCAUGAGGAUACUCCAGACAUGACUUGGAACUCUGGUGUUGCAGCGGUUGCUCAAACAUAUGCCGACUCGUACUCUUGCGAUGGUGUCCUCAGUCACUCCGGCAACAAGUAUAAUGGCUCCGGUCUUGGUGAAAACCUUGCUUAUGGUUAUGACUUUGAUGAUGCCGGUGCAGUUACCGCCUGGUACGAUGAAAUCUCUGACUACAAUUACGACGAUCCAGGAUUCAGCGAGAAAACUGGCCAUUUCACACAGGUUGUUUGGAAGUCAAGUACCGAAUUGGGAUGUGGUUACAAGUACUGCGGAAGUUACUACGGAUACUACAUUGUGUGCAACUACUUACCUCAAGGAAACAUCGUCUCUUCUGGUAGCGAUUCUGCUAUCUACUUCGAGGAGAACGUCUUGCCUCUAAAGAGCUGA
Molecule: messenger RNA, 1074 nt
Organism: Brettanomyces bruxellensis
Lineage: Eukaryota; Fungi; Ascomycota; Pichiomycetes; Pichiales; Pichiaceae
Exons: 1
Coding region: 1-1074 (357 amino acids)
Cellular component (GO): extracellular region
Source: RefSeq, a predicted model, not a curated record